Bactrocera oleae (olive fruit fly) is the source of this 599-nucleotide messenger RNA. RefSeq lists its product as uncharacterized. NCBI's taxonomy places the organism in Eukaryota, Metazoa, Arthropoda, Insecta, Diptera, Tephritidae. The record is from RefSeq and is a predicted model, not a curated record.
AUGCGGCUUCAUUUGGUGAUCUCAGUGUUCGCGCUUGCGUUAAUCAGCAUCACUUUGCCAGCAGAAGGCAAACGUGUAUCCUUAGUUCCCCUUUCGGCUAGUGAAGUGUAUCGCUUGCUGCGUGAGGCGGGCCGCGAAGAUGCAGUGCCCGAGGGACGCGUGGUCACGCAGGGUAUAGCCGCGGUAUCCGGUUUUGCCGUUGGACUGGCUAAGGGCAUUGGUGGUUCAUUGCUUGUAGACUUGGCUACUAAUCUCUUAGCAACAAAUGGUCAGAACCAAGCCGGGCAAGCUGAAGAAGUCUGCUUCAAUAGUCGCAGUUUGAAUGAGAUCAACGAUAAUGAUGAUGAGGACCCCGAAGGAAGAAAAAAUGAUGGCGAUGAAAUUAUAUCGGCCGAUUAUUCAGAUUAUGAUAAUUAUAAUCCGGAGAGGAGCGAGGUUUCCUCGCCAUCUGCAACCAACAAUGACAGGGACUACGGCGAUGACGAAGACGUCAACAAUGGAGACGAAACCAAGAGCGGCACCGUCUCAAGUACAGCAACGGGCACGGGUGAUUCGAUAAAUUGUGUGGUGGUACGGCAGUGAACUCGCGCUAUGUUGGG